AUGCGUGACAAGGGUUUAUGGUUCCGAUCGUUGUUGAGUAGAAGUACUGUCCAACGCACUGCUCGCGUCGUCUUCGCUCGUCGAGCUCUGAGGCGGCCGCGGAGAGCGACGACGAUGGAGGCUGGCAGAGACAGCACGCAAUGUGCGGCGGCCGCGCGACCGGCACCCCCGCGCGAGGCGACGCACAGGAGCACGGUCGUACCAGGCACAGAGGCGGCCGACGCAGGGGCGUCGAGCGGGCGUGGCACCGCCGGCACCGCUGCACACAGCCCACAGGAAGCGCCGGCGCGUCCGCCGCUGCCCGCGAAUCACGAGGGGAAGUGCAAGUUCUACGUGGAAGAGAAGAAGCGGUACUGCAAGCUCCAGGCCGGCGUCGGCAAGGACUACUGCGGCGUCCACGCCCGCGACGUCCUCGGCACGGACGAGGAGCGCGUCCCCUGCCCGAUCGACCCCCGCCACGACGUUGCCAAGCGGGACCUGGCCUGGCACGUGAAACGGUGCCCCGCUGCGCUGCAACGGCAGCGGCACACGUCCGCCGCGUGCGUCGAGGCCGGCGCGAACGAGGGCCACAGCGACGACGACGCCGACGUGUCCGUCCCCGGCGCCGCCGAACAACGCAGCGUGCAGCAACAGCGCGAAGCAUUCGCGCGGUUCAGGGGACUUGCGUGGCUGCGGAGCCUGAUGCGGCGCGUCGAGGCGGCGCACCGGGUCGAGUGCGGCUCGCUCGAGGGGUUCGCUGGCGACGUUCGCGAACUGAGACCCCCAGAGUGCGAGCCGUAUAUGAAGCCUGAUCGGUUGAGAGCAUUCAACGAGCGGCACGCGAAACAGCAGGCGUCGAUCGCGGCGCACUUGGCCGACAGCGGGCUGCUAACGCUGCGUGGAAGCGCGUCCGGUGGGAACGGGGUCGGGGCGAUCGUGGAGCUCGGCGCGGGCAAAGGAUAUCUGUCGCAAAUGAUUGUUGAUAUGUGUUUUGUGGAUACCGUGGUGCUGGUGGAUAACGCCGCGUUCCGCCUCAAGGCGGACCGGCACCUGCGCGACCGCGUCGAGUUCCUACGGAUGCGUCUGGGCAUCGAGGAGGUCAAUUGCCACGACGCACCGCCGUUGCUGAGGCCGGAGCAGGGUAGCGGCGAUGCGGGCUCGGACGGCCGGAGGUGGAUCGGCGUCGGGAAGCACCUGUGCGGGGCCGCGACGGACUUCGCGCUGCGUGCGUGCGUGGCCGGGCGGCGGCACGACGGCCUGGCGCAGCGCAGGACCUCUGAUGACUCGGGCUUGCGGCACAAGCGACAGAAGGCGGGCGGGGAGGUGCGUGCGCCGUGCGUCGGUUUGGGUGUUUCGACGUGCUGCCACCACCGGUGCACGUGGCGGCACUUAUGCGGGAAGGAGUUGUUCCGGAGACACGAAUUCUCGAAAGAAGAGUUCGAGAUAGUGUCCUGGAUGACCGGCUGGGCGCUCUGCGGGCACGACGUCCCGCCCGGCUGCGGGGACGACAGCGACGGCGAGGGCGCGAGCGGGUCGGGCUCCGGGAGGCCCGGGGAGGACUCGGAGGGGCCUAGGAAGAGGGGGGGACUCCGGCCGGGCGGCCUGACGUGGCGGGAGGUCGCGGACGAGGUGCCGCGGGCGGAGCGGAUGCGCGUGGGGAUGAUGUGCAAGCACCUUAUCGACGCGGCGCGCCUGGAGUGGCUGCGGGACCGCCGCGUCGAACACGCUCGCAUCGUCAAGUACGUUGCGCCGGAGGUGUCUGGCGAGAACCGGCUGCUGCUCGCACGCUUCCACGCGAACGAUGACGGCGCGGCGGGCGCAGCGGCGUGA
This is a messenger RNA of Pedinophyceae sp. YPF-701, 1809 nucleotides long. Lineage: Eukaryota; Viridiplantae; Chlorophyta; Pedinophyceae. The record is from the annotation of a GenBank genome assembly.